Messenger RNA from Amphibalanus amphitrite, 1468 nucleotides. RefSeq names its product whey acidic protein-like. Gene Ontology annotation, molecular function: peptidase inhibitor activity. The coding region runs from base 609 to 968 and encodes 119 amino acids. The transcript has 2 exons. Gene Ontology annotation, cellular component: extracellular region. NCBI's taxonomy places the organism in Eukaryota, Metazoa, Arthropoda, Thecostraca, Balanomorpha, Balanidae. The record is from RefSeq and is a predicted model, not a curated record.
UAUUCAAUAGUAGUGUGAGAACAAAAAAUCCUUACAGAUUGAUCAAGAAUAAACAAUGUUAAAAAUCAUUGCCGACUGAUCAAGACUAAACGAUGUAGUUGAGCCCAUAAAUUCGUGAGCAUGGUACAGAAUUCCGUGCAUGCGUCUUUCGCAUAUUUCUUGGUAAGACUUAGCUCUUCACGAAAGUGAACGACAGCUGUCAAGUACGGUCGCUGUUCCCUGGUUGAUAAUUAGGACAUCCAACGAUGCAACACGCCUGGUUCAAGCAGACCUUGGCCCAAUGGUGCCGCGAGGCAGAAUUGUUGAUAAACCACGCAUACGAGGCGUAGUGUGAUGUGAGGUGUUGAUUUUGCAGCGAUGACAACUCAAGGCAGCACGCGGCCUUCAAUAUCGCCUUCCGUGAUCAGCGCACAUUCGGCCCGUGAUCGUAACAACAGAGGCCAAUGGUGACUUCCUCGUCCAGCUAGUAUAAAAUAAGAACACAGCACACCAUCAGCACUCAGCAGUGUCUAGGUGCUCUACCAGUGCGCUACCCAGCCACCAGACCAAGUCAAACAGCCCCGACUGUGUGAUAAAUCAGCUCAGCUCAGCUCAGCUCAGCUCAGACCAUGCUGCGCUGGUGUCUGUUGCUGCUGCUCGCGGCUGUCGGCGUCUCCUGCUACCAGGAUAUCAGCCGGUGUACCUACUUCUGCCGCACCUCUGACGGCCGGUUCUUCUGCUGUCACAGCGGCGACCAGGGCGCCCACCGGCCGGUGGUGCACCCGGGACGGUGCCCCCCGGUGCGCCCCCAGUGCCCGCCCUCCCGGCAGCGCCCCCGCACCUGCGCACACGACGGCGACUGUCCCCGCAGCAACAAGUGCUGCUACGAUACCUGCCUCGAGUGGACCGUCUGCAAGCCGGCGCUCGGAUUCAGCGAGGGCAUCAUCGAAUUUGAAGAAUUUCAGUUUCCAUACCGGAAGCGCGGCUAGACCAACGGCUCCGGUGAGGCUACGAGCGGUGUCUCCAUCCACCCUGGCGCCGCGGCGUCACUCAGCUGACAUCCUCGUGUGUUGACUGUUUGUCAGUCUGCAGUCAGCGAGCGCAAGUAAUUACUCAGCAGAUCAAACAAAUUAUGCCGGCAUUAUCAAGCAAUUCUGGCAAGACCAAUGCACAAAAUUAGCAGCAAGAUGCUUGUUUGAUUAAAUACGUCGCAGCAUGCAAUUGUUAGCCAAAACUUACCUGAGCUGAAUAAUAAAAAGCACAUGAAGUUAAAAACUAUCAUAAAACAUAAAAAACGAGUAAGUGAUGGACAAAGUGCGUUUGGCGUGCCAGAUUGGCGUGAGGUCAAUGAGAGAGAAAAAAGCGCAGUAUAAGUGAAACGGCGUGAUAGCGGGAACAAAAUAAAUGGACAGAAUGGGUUAAAUGACUGAUAAGGCAGUGGGUAAAAUUGAAUAGAGAAAUGAGUGAAAGACGCAUGCAGUCCCACAAA